UAGUUAGUUAUUGGUUAUAAUUCUGUUAAGACAAGUUGUAGGUUGUUACAACUUGUCCACUAGGCUUCUUGAUAUUUAGUCUUCCUAUUCAAGACUAACCCUAUAUAAAUAGCUUGUUGUAUCAUUUCAUUACUCACUUUUUCACUAUAAUAAAAAUACAGUACAGAGGAUUCACUCUGUUUUCUUCUUCUACCUUCUUUGAGUUCUUUAUUUCUCAUAUGGUAUCAGCAGACCACCUUGACCAUCCUUCCAUGGCGAGGCCUUCCACACGCUCCCAGGAUGGUGUUCCUCCACCUGCAAAUGAGCAAACCCAAUCGGCUUCUCAUCCCGAUUCGACUUCCGCACCUCUCGCCAGCAUCCCCAUGGCUUCUCAACGAAUUCCCCCUUCCAGAUCCAGAUCCAGAUCGCAGAAUGAGGAAGAAAUCCUUGAACCUGUCCACUCUUCUCCAGCUCCUCCCAAUGACAACAUCUCCCAACCUGUUCGUCGAUCCCUUCAAGAUCGAUUAGCUCAUGAAGAUGUUACCAGUCCAUUUUUUCUCAGCACAGCCGAUCAUCCAGGGCUAGUUCUUGUCUCUACCAUUCUCAAUGGCGCCAACUACCAGUCUUGGAAAAGGGCUAUAACUAUGGCGUUCACAGCCAAGAACAAAUCCGCUUUUAUUGACGGCACUCUUCCUCGACCUGCAGCUGGUAACCCCCUUCUUAACUCUUGGAAUCGUUGUAAUAACAUGGUAAUGUCUUGGCUCAUGAACUCUGUAUCUCCUGAAAUAGGACAAAGUAUCAUGUAUUUUGAUCUUGCUACAGAAAUGUGGCAUGACCUUCAAGAAAGAUUCAAUGAAGGCAAUGGCCCUAGAAUCUUUCAGCUGCAAACACAACUCACCCGUUUGCAGCAAGGUGACCAAUCCGUCACCACAUACUUCACAAAGCUCAAAUCCAUUUGGGAUGAGCUAAAAGAAUUUCAACCUAAUGCUGCCUGUUCUUGUGGUGCCAUGAAGGUAUUUCUCACUUACUACAACCAAAACAAGGUUUUACAAUUUCUAACCGGCCUCAAUGAAUCAUAUGCCUCGGUUAGGGCUCAAAUCCUUCUCAAUGAACCCAUCCCUAAUCUUUCUAGGGUAUUCUCCAUGAUAGUUCAAGAAGAAAGGCAAAGAACACUUGGUUCAUCCGAUGUUUCCUCUCUUGCCUCAUCGGUUCGACCAUCAUCUUCCACUAAUCCCUCUCGUGGCAAGAAACCCCGACCUUCUUGCACUAAUUGUGGAAAACCAGGGCAUUAUGUGGACAAAUGCUACUUUCUUCAUGGGUUUCCACCCGGCUAUGGCGACAAGAAAAAGAAUGACAAAGCCAAAGCUACUGCCAACAAUGUGGCUGCUUCAUCUACCUCCGAUGUUGCCCCAAAUCACCCUCAAAUUGAUCUUUCGAGCCAAUGCCAGCAGCUGAUUUCCCUCCUCAGCCAGCAGCUCAGUCACGGCUCCACCCGAGAAGAACCAAACAACAAUGCAGCAGCUUCUAACAUGGCUGGCUCAUUCUCCGAGUGUGGUGAUUGGGACAGCUAGGAGGCUUGGACAACUCUUUGUUCUUCUCCAAGAUUCCCUUCCACUAGCUAGUUCUACUUGUAUUUCUGUUUUUACAAAUAAUGGAGACCAUUGGCAUAAACGUCUUGGUCAUCCCUCUAUGUACAUCUCUAACAAUUUCAAUAAAGAUCAUGGUUUUGAUUCACAUA
Cannabis sativa is the source of this 1717-nucleotide messenger RNA. RefSeq lists its product as uncharacterized. The record is from RefSeq and is a predicted model, not a curated record. Gene Ontology annotation, molecular function: zinc ion binding; nucleic acid binding. The transcript has 2 exons. The coding region runs from base 219 to 1550 and encodes 443 amino acids. Lineage: Eukaryota; Viridiplantae; Streptophyta; Magnoliopsida; Rosales; Cannabaceae.